AUGCCAGGUUCUCCAGUGAUGUCGGGUUACUACAGUGUAAGAAGAUCUUUCUUAUCUGACUCAGACUUCCACAAUGCUAAAUUGUUUUCAAGUGACGGCUACACCUCAAGUGUGGCUAAGCCCUUUUCCUGUGAGUCCUCAAGCGGGCAGAGCUACCCCGGCAUCCUGGGUUCCUACCUCACAGAGCCCUACGGAGACUACUGGCCACCGGCCCUGACUCCCAACACCAGCUCCGCGUUCAGUGCCUCCCCGCUGUCGCCUCUCCUGCCACCUCCCUUCCCCAGCGACCCCACACACUUUGUACUUAGGGACUCAUGGGAGCAGACAGUGCCUGAUGGUCUCAGCCAGCUGGACCCCCUGUCCGCAGAUGUUCUGCAGACAUUGCCACCCAGCACGAGUUGCCUGUCACAGCUGGAGUCAGGGAGCAUCACCCAACACAGGAGCUCAAGCCGGGGAGCCACCCUGCCUGGCACUCAGUCUUACCCACUACAUGGGAUGGAGGAGCUGAACCACACACUGGAGUACCCAACCCCACCCCUCUACUCCCUCAUUCCUUUCAUGAUGGUGGCAAAUGACCUAACGCCCAAGGUGGUGCCACUUUCAACCGAUGAGGGGAAUAAUCCUAUAUUGUAA
Molecule: messenger RNA, 633 nt
Organism: Chrysochloris asiatica (Cape golden mole)
Lineage: Eukaryota; Metazoa; Chordata; Mammalia; Afrosoricida; Chrysochloridae
Exons: 2
Coding region: 1-633 (210 amino acids)
Source: RefSeq, a predicted model, not a curated record